AUGAAGAAGAAGAAGAAGAAGAAGAAGAAGAAGAAGAAGAAGAAGAAGAAGAAGAAGAAGAAGAAGAAGAAGAAGAAGCGAUCGAUUCUUCUUCUGCCCUCUAGUACUGCCGGUCCCGUAUUACAGGUGGCUGCGGUUUGUUUACUUCAGGUGGGGCUACAUAACCACAUCUGACCGCCUUUGCCAUUUUAUACGACGCUGGUUUCACCAUGGUGCAUAGGGUUCAUACCAUUGCGAAACCUUAUAAUUUGCCUCGUGAAGAAGCAGAAAUAUUGAGGAUAUACGUGCCUGGGCUUUUUGGUGAUACGUACGCUUGGUGUGUGGUGAAACGCUCGGCAUAUAUACCAUAAAAACAUUUUAAGAGAAUCCAAUGUUUUAGAUUGAUGUUACUGAAAUAGGUCGUAUUUUUGAGGCCAGUAGCCAGGUAAGCUCCAUUUAUAUUAAACUACCUUGUAUAAGAUUGCUGUGGUCAAGGCAAAGACUUAUUGCCUACAUGGCGCAAGCCUUAACAAGCGGAAUUAAAAUGGGUUAGUUUUUUUAGAAAAAAGUCAAGAUUACCCGAGAGGUACCGUACAAGAAUGACGUCCAAUGAUCUUCUAGCUCACGAACGUCCUGUAUUAUACUACUCCGUUUAAAAACACUUGAGAUGCAUUGGGAUUAAACGGUUUAAUGAAACAAAACCGAAGGCUUUAUUGUGGAAAUUUAAAUAUCUGACGUUUUUAAUACACGUCGACUGCAGGGGGUGUUUCGUACAUCGUUGGUCCCGGUCAUUAGCCAAUCAUUAUCGCAGCAGACGAUUGGAUUUUUGGUUUCCUUAUGCUCUGCGUCUUUUCGUACGUCGUAAGUCAUACAUAAUGUCAAAAUAUGCCUCUCCUCAUCUAGAAUUCGACCAAGCCUCUGCCUUCAAACGCGCACACCUAGCCUAUAUUGAAAAUACGGAACUCGAACGGAAGGAAGUUGACAGAUAUGGUGACUACAUUUAUCACAGAAAGUCUGUACAUCUUUGGUAUGCUUGUAUUUCCACCUCUUACGAUUAUAAUUUGGCCAGUCCGCUGGGCACUGCUUUCGAUUAUCUGACUGGCAAAUAUGAUUGGUAAAGUUUGGACAACAACGGAUUCAAGACAGCUUUAGUUGGUCAGAAACAUUAUCUGUUUCAUUUUUCGUCCUAAAUAGUUCUGCAUGUGCUUAACCAAGUCCAAGCCUGGUGACCACGUCGGUCGCACGCAGGGCUCGUAUCCCUCGAUGAAAAGCCGUUGUGAUUGCGAACGACAUUUUUGUCUCUUCACUAUUGACAGGAGUUCAUUUGCCCACGUUCACCUCACACGUGCACCGCCCCUCCAUUAACCUAGACAACAGACUGGACAAUUUGGUUGAGGACUUAUUGUCAAUUGUUCACCAAACUGGAAUUCGCUCGUCACGAUAUCUCAAAACAAACCGCAACUGGUCGAUCUAAACCAGCUGACUGCUGGGUGCCUUUCUGCGGACAAAAUACGACUAAGGUGUACGCCCUGGGAAUCUGCUUCUGAAUCUGGAGCAUUCAUUCGCCGACCAAGUGUGCGCAACUGUAUGUUGGGUGUGUUGCCCCGUGGGCCCAAACCACCCAUGCGGUCUGCAUGCUAAUGAGUCAUUUCCGGUAUGAAGUUGAGUCAGUCCUGGUUGCCGCUGCCCUAAAACAAAAGAAUACGAUGACUGCGGCGCAGAGGCCUAAAGUGUGCGAAAAUGUGGACGGAGUUAAAUCAACCAGAUUUUUUGGGGAGAGGUCAUCUUAGCGGUAUGUGUACUCGCACUUGUGUCUCUCCCUUCCCCCUCCCCCCUCAAAUAACCGCGUCGGCCUGCUUUUUGUGUUUAAAUCGAUCAACUGACCGUCAGUGCUUCUAAACUGACUCCUAUUCGAGAUAGGCUCGGAGACAAAAGAACUUAAGUGACCCAGAGAGGAGACACAAAUUUUGUUGUGUUGAGAGGUUAAGCUCGCACGUCCUUCCGCUGUUCAACAUAGACAGACAUAUCGACGAUGACCGAGUGAUCUAUCCACGUGAACUAUUCAGUCCGCAGGGGAAGGGUAGCCCUAUCAACAGAAAUCGAACCCGCUUUCGGGACUUCUGGGCAGCAGGGAGCCAACCCAUUAUCGAUCCACCCGCAACCACCUACGAUGAAGGCGGAAGUCGUCGAUUUUUAUAGGUAUGCGGUAGCAUAGCAACCACAUCUUAUAAAUACUGCAACACUACUGAAAGACAUUACCCGUUAUAUGAUUUUUCUUCGAAUUAUGGGUUUAAUUGUGGAUCCGAAAAGUCAGGCGGAUAGAGUUCUUGCUUCAAGCAUCGACCUCCCCUCUCCAUUUUCACGGCUGCUUUCCGGAACUCGCCUCUUCAGUUCUAUCGGCAGUUCAAAUGACGUGCGUGCGAGCGCGACAGCAUCAGGGGACAGGCCGUGGGCGCACACAUAUGCCUUCCCAUGCUGUCUGCAAUUUGAGUCCUGGCCCAUGCACAGCACUAAAAUUAGGCGUCAGCAUAGGCAGUGCAGUAAACAGAGGCCUUCCAACUGACGAACCUUUUUUCCUGCCCAUAAAAGAGCUUCAAAAUAAGGGGCGGGGACAACGCUGAGAGCAUUCCUUUGAUGUUUCCUGAAGAGCCGCGCAGUAUUUGUUUUUGUAAAAAUUCCCAUGGGCACACUGAGAGAAGUUGCCCACGUUUUUUUUCAGGCAAAUAUGCAAAUGCUGAAUGGGGCGGGGAAAUAAAUGGGGGCAUUUUAAAUCUCCGUGAAAAAUCUCUGAGUUUGUUAAGCCAAAGGGGACAAAACGGUCCCUGUUGGAUUCGUCGGCAGCAGCAAAACUCGCGGACAGUGAUACUCCGUCUUUUAUUGCUGCAUUCCUAGCUGAAGACUCUGUUUUGCAUCGACCAUACUGCCGUUCCUUUGAUUGGAGACCAGAGGACUACGUGUCUGCGUAAGCCGCCCGCUGCCUUGGCCAACGUCCUGCCGCUCCCUGCGAGCACCCUCAAAUGCGCUGAAAUUACUGUCCGAUCGACUGGCACAUGCAAACACGCGCGCGUCUAGACAGUCACCGCCAACGGAGCCCCGUAUAGAGUAACAGAUCGCUUGGAGAUACGAACCCUGAGUCUGCCUACAAAAAAAGCAAUAAAGAAGACGGAUGGUACAGCCUCAAUAUCUCGCUGGCAUGACUUCGACUGUUCGAACAUAUCAGGCGACGAUGUUCGCCGUGUGUCCCACAACAUGGCAGACGCGGGACGGCGAAUUGCGCGUGAACCAGACAGAAACUAGGGGGCCCUUCGGACCCCAUGUGAAUAGGAACGGCAAUAUAUGCCACGUUAGGAAGCAGCCAUUACGGCCUGACUCUCUGUGCUGAAAGGACCGAGUUAUCCCAGUCAGUUGGCAGCAUUCCAAACCACGAUUUUUGUGCGUGACUUUCGGUACUGUGGUUAACCUUAUGCUGAGGAAGAGCCCCUCACUGAAAAUAGUAUAACGAAAUAAACACGAGGAACCACAAAUAUUAGCCUCCAUAAACGGGAAUAUAUUCUGACGGCAAAGUCAUCAUCUUCCCGUUAACACAUAAGUCCCCUUCAAUAAGAUUCUUAAUCAACGUAAAAAUCCCUAUUUGUGACAGCAAAUUUCAUGCAAUUGAUAGAACGUAAGUAGAACGGAGAAGUAAAUUGUAAGAGUUUUUACCUUUAUAAUUCGCAAGGGCCAUUACCAAGUGAAAUUUCGUAAUGAGGGCUGGCUGUAGCAUUGAAGGCGAUGGCUGGGGUCCCACGAAUGCAUGGGGUAUCAGAAAUAAAAGCCGUCAAGGGCAGGGGUGGGUCUUGAUCACACGAUCUGGCGUCUGACAUCCUUCAGGUCGUUGAGUUAUUCAAUUCACAUAUGCGUCUUUUUAUAGACUUGGCCUGCCCAGUUGACAAACCACACUCUUCAAGGCCCAAACAUCUUAGGUCGCAGACGGUCUGCAGCCGUCUCUGAUGAUGUGUUCGAGUGAGAAUCCGAAAAGUCGGGCCAACAAGUUUCUUGUUCCAGUGAUCGCAUCUUCUUCUGUGCCCUCUGAAUUGCUUCCCAGGACUGGCCUGUUCGCUUCUAUCGGCUUUCCCUUUGUUGGAGCAAGAAUGAGGCGUGCGAGGAUCAACGCAUUUAACAUUUUCGCAAAUAGGCAGAAUGGUUUUAUUCUUGUCUUUGUCGAUAAUACUAUUCUGCCUAUAUCGUGCGCCGCUGUGCGGCUGCUGGUUGGGGUCGAGAGAGAGCCCGCGUGGAGACGAGUGAGUUCCGUAGAAACGAUCGGCGAGCGCCCCCUACCAUUUUCGCAAAUCCUUAUCAUAGUAAAGAAGGAUGAAGCCACACGAAUUCCAUUCCUAGAUAUCACAUUUAAGUAUGGAGAGUGAACAUUUUACGCUGACGCGAUCCUGAAAACAAUAAACACUCAAGAACCCCACCUCUAUGACAGUAACAAUCUUCUGGCAUUCGAUCGCAGUUGUCUCCGAACACUGUUCACUCGAACCAACAAACUUGGCUAUGAUAACGAAGGCAUCUGUGCCUCUUGUACUUCAGCAAAAUGUGGCCCAGCAAUCAAAUAAGCUAGAUAUUGUACCGGAGAAGUUUAUGUAGAGGUAAAAAGGUAGAACCAAGCCUCAGGCCAUCCCCUAUAUCCAACAUAUCUCAGAAGCCAGCGCCGCCCAUUAAUACGUCCUGCCGCGCUAAUUGCCUUGGUGAUUAUUGUACUGUGACUGACAAAGAACACGCAACAUGACUGCACCAGCGUUUGAUCAGGGCCGAAGACGAACGCUCACCCCCCUGCCAGGCGCAUCUACGAAUCGGUCCACUAAUUUGCUCUUGGAAGUGCCUAAGUGUGCGAGAUGAAAUUAAGACUAUCAGGACGAUAGUUGAGAAUUUACAAGCUGACGCCAGAUCAAGAAAAGGACAAAUCCGCCCACCUUCACGCCUGCAGAGCCGUCUGGCAUCCUCUCAGUAAAGCGGGGAGAACAGGGACCCUGUGAGGACGCGUCCAUCGCAUUACUCCCGUCCAGAGAAGCCAUCCAGCAGACGAAGGCUUUCGCGAACUACCAGUACUAA
Molecule: messenger RNA, 5070 nt
Organism: Spirometra erinaceieuropaei
Lineage: Eukaryota; Metazoa; Platyhelminthes; Cestoda; Diphyllobothriidea; Diphyllobothriidae
Source: the annotation of a GenBank genome assembly